Messenger RNA from Lotus japonicus, 2105 nucleotides. Its product is annotated as acyltransferase GLAUCE-like. The record is from RefSeq and is a predicted model, not a curated record. The coding region runs from base 292 to 1614 and encodes 440 amino acids. The transcript is spliced from 2 exons. NCBI's taxonomy places the organism in Eukaryota, Viridiplantae, Streptophyta, Magnoliopsida, Fabales, Fabaceae. Gene Ontology annotation, molecular function: acyltransferase activity, transferring groups other than amino-acyl groups.
AGCAUAAUACUCUUUGUUCAAACGUAUACUAGUUGAAAGUUACAUAGUAAAUUUAUUAACCAAGUUUUUGCUGUAUUAUUAUAUAACUCAUCACAGAUCAGUAACCGUGGGGAAUAGCAUAUAUGUAACAUAGUAGUGUCAGGAAACUGCAUAAUGCAUAAGUUGUAAAAAAUAUUAUAUAUGUUGCUAACAUCUCAUGUAAAAUCAACCUUUGAGCAAACUUGUUAUAUUAAAGGAUAAUAACCUUUGUGGUUGUGCAUUGAACAAGCUCAAUUUGAGAUACUGUAUGCAAUGGAUAAGAUUGAACUAGUUGAGAAAAUUGUAAUUGUUCCUGAGACACCAACACCCCCCAAGCGAAUGUUCUUGUCAAACAUUGAUCUCUCCCUUGUUGUUUAUCAAGACUCUGCCUCCUUUUUUGAUCCUCCAAGCAACCAAAUCAACUUUUCUGAGAUCUAUGGAAAACUAUACAGAGCACUUAGUAAAAUGCUUCUGCAUUAUGACUUUAUGGCUGGUCGUCUCCUGCCGAGUUUGGACCAGAAUGAUAGGUUUGAAAUAGAUUGUAACGACGCAGGUAUUGUGGUUGCUGCUGCAAGAACUCACAAAAAGUUAGCUGAAUUUGGAAUGAUUUCUGCACCUAAUCCGAAGCUAAGGGAGUUGGUUUUUUUCUUGUAUGAAGAUGAUGAAGAAGAAACUGAUCUGAAAGAUAAGCCUCUUGCAUCCUUACAGCUGACACAAUUUGGAUGUGGAAGUUUGGCACUUGCUUCUCACUACAACCAUUGCAUACUAGAUGGUAUAGCAAUCAAAGAAUUUGAGGAGAAUUUGGCUGCUUUAACACGGGGUGAUGACCUCAUCAUAGUACCUAAUGCUGAUAGAACAUUGUUGAGAGCUAGAGACCCUCCAAUGAUAAGUCAUCCACAUUUUGAGUAUUCAAAAUCAACUGAGAUUCAAGACUUGUUCACAGUACGUGGUAAAAGCCGCACCAAUUUCAGACAAUCCCUUGCAGAAAACCAAAUUCAUGUGCUUUACUUGUCACCCCAAAACAUCACCAGUUUCAAAAAGGAAGCUCUGAAGAACAAAAACUUAAAGAACGUCUCCACUUUUCAAGUCAUUGCUGCGAAAAUAUGGAAGGCGAGAAGCAUUGCAACAAAUAUGCCAGAGGAUAAGAUAUCAACAAUGCUAUUUCCAGUGGAUGUUAGAAAAAAGGUCGUUCCUGAGCUUCCAGAUGGGUUUGCAGGCAAUGCUUUGGUUCCUGGGUUUGCAAGAGCCACUGUGAAGGAGCUAGUGGAAUUAGAAGAUGGUUGUCACAUAAGGAAAGUGCAAGAAGGGAUUGAAAGGUUGGAUGAUAAGUACAUUAAGUCAAGUCUUGAUUGGUUAGAGGUAAACAAAGGAGUGCCUUGUAUGGAUGACAGUUUCUCCUUGGUGGCAUGGUGGAGAUUGGGGCUAGAGGAGCAAAAUUUUUCCUGGGGGAGAUUAAAAUGUGCCACACCACUUACAGUUAAGCCUGGUUUGGUCAUGCUGUUGCCAGGGCCAGUUGAUAAAGGGGGUCUUAAUGUGUGCCUGAAUUUACCGGAGGAUCAAAUGCAAGAGUUUUGUAGGAUAAUGCUCGAAACUUAGAUCUUAAUUUGUGUUUCGUUGAAUUAGUGCUGGUCAAUGCCAAAAUAAUAAUCAUCCAUGUCCCAAUUUAUGCUUGGAAGUUAUCAAGACAUUCAGUUACAUUUUGUGAGUGUUCUAAUUUUCCUUUUGGAGGUUUAUGAGUGUUCUACUGUUAAACCAAAAAGAUUAAUACUAUUAUUUAGGGGUGAACAUGGGUCGGGUAAAUCCAAUGAACCCGUCCAACCCAAUCCGAUCCAAUAGAAAAAAUGCGGGUUGGAUCGGGCAAUCGGGUUAGCCGGAUGGAUUUUACUACAACCCAACCAAGUUCGGAUCGGAUUUCGGAUUCAGUUCAAAUCCAUCCAACCCAACCCAGAAUCCAUACAUAUAAUAAUAAUUUUUAUAAUUUUACUCAUACUUGAAGUGCUAGUGUCGGAGUGAUGACUUUUUGAAACUUUGAGACUUAAGUAUUUGUAGUUAUUUGUCAUAUUUGAACUUAGAGUAUUUGUUCGUAG